CCUAACACGAGUUUACCUCUUCUUGGAAAUCCUCCUAAGAGUUCCGUUUCACCAUUUGAGGUCCCCAUGGCGGCGGCGCAGCUCCACGGAUCGGCCGCGGCCACGGCGGCCUUCCGGCGAACUCGAGCCACCACAGUUCCGUCCUCAUGCCGGUGGCUGCAAAACGCUCCCUCCGCUUCCCCGAAGGAACCCAUGCUCUUUCUACAAGGUUAGUUUGGCUAUAACUUUUAGAAGAAGGGUUAACAUAUUUUGCUGUCCCAGCAGCUUUUGAUUUCUACCAGUGGGGUGGGUAUGAAGCCUUUUGGUUUUGGUGCUAAACUUUCAACAAAAUGUGCAAAUGAGAAUGAUCGAGUUGAAGAUUUAAACUUAUGAUCAGAUCAGAUGAAGGAAUUUGUACAAGUAGAUGAGCAUGUUAUUUCCCAGAAGAGGAGUGCUAAAAUCCAUGAUUUUUGCCUUGGGAUCCCGUUUGGUGGUCUUUUAUUCUCUAUGGGGCUUCUAGGAUACAUUUUCUCCAGAAGCACCCUAAGUCUUGUCUUGGGCGUCGCACCAGGGCUCGCCACUCUUCUACUUGGUACUCUCAGUCUAAAGUUUUGGUGGAGUGGAAGAUCCAACUUCCUACUCAUCUUGACCCAAGCAGCAAUUUCUGCUUUCCUGACAUGGAAGUAUUCUCAUGCUUACUUCUUGACAAACAGACUCCUUCCUUGGGGCUUCUAUGCUUCACUGAGCACUGCAAUGUCUUGUUUCUACGCAUAUGUACUGCUUGCCGGAGGGAAUCCCCCACCUAAGAAGAUCGCGGCGCCCUAGAAAGAUGGAUUCAGUACAGCGAGUAUAAUACAACUUCGAUUAUCCCCAUUGUAUGUUCCCGAAUCUUUGGUUCACUGCGGGCUUUUGGUUUUUGGCUCUGAUAGCCUUAAACUUUGAGCAAAUAAAGCUUCAGAGGAUAGUAUCCCUACCUUCAGUGAACAUGCUAUUUUCUUCCACAUGAACGUGAUAAAAGAUACUCCAUUUGGCUUGCUCAGCUUCUACUAGAGACACUUGUAUUCCACUUUAACUUGAAAUAUUUUGAAGUCCAGAUGA
This is a messenger RNA of Phragmites australis (common reed), 1077 nucleotides long. RefSeq names its product protein FATTY ACID EXPORT 1, chloroplastic-like. Lineage: Eukaryota; Viridiplantae; Streptophyta; Magnoliopsida; Poales; Poaceae. Gene Ontology annotation, cellular component: membrane. The coding region runs from base 382 to 804 and encodes 140 amino acids. The record is from RefSeq and is a predicted model, not a curated record. The transcript has 6 exons.